AUGAGUCACCGAUUACGAUUGAAAGCAUUAUUUUCUCGAAAGGCAAAAGAAAAAUUAGACGAUGACAUUGCUGAAAAAGAAAUUCAUAGAACAGAAUCAACUUCGUCUUACAUGCAAAAGAGGCGAAAAAUAUUUGUCAACAUGACACCUCCAGCUUCAGAAAUAGAUGAAAAUGGUAAAAUUAUCAAUCAGACAUAUGUUCCUAAUCGAGUUCGAACUGCAAAAUAUACACCUCUAUCAUUUGUGCCGAAGAAUCUAUUUGAGCAAUUUAGAAAUGUAGCUAAUCUUUAUUUCUUGUUUCUUGUCAUUUUACAAUGUAUUCCUCUUUUUGGUGUAACAGAGCCAGGAGUGUCCGCUAUUCCACUUAUUUGUAUUCUUGUCAUUACUGCCAUUAAAGAUGGUAUUGAAGAUUUGAAAAGAAAUCAAAGUGACCAAAAAGUAAAUUGUGCAAAAACAUUAACUCUAAGUCACUGGAGGAAUGUCAACAUUCCAGAAGAACAAAAGAGCUCGCUUCAUUUUCUGCAUGUCACUUUAGGUUUCUUUUGCAUGUUGGCAGGUGUGGAUAAUCAAUUUACGCAUACUUAUCGUAUGUCACUCAUAAAGGAUAAACCUAUUUUAAAAGCAGAUUUGAAUUUUGAUGACGAUGAAUCACCUUUAAAUGAAAUUGCUGAAAAUCAUUCUUCUUCUUCCUCUUCUUCUUCUUUAUCAAUUCAAAAUGAAGAACUUUCUCCAACACCAUUACAAGCAACAACUCCAUCUGACUUUCUUACCCCACCUCCUCCUGCUUUCUCUUCUGGUCCAAAAACAUUUUAUUCAAAGGUGCGACAACGUUCAGGCACGAUUCGCUCAGAGAUUAGUAAUUUAAGCCAAUACUUUAUGCCAUCCUCUGCUGCUCGGAAGAAAUUUUAUCGUCCCGGUACUAUUCCUCAUAAUGUUCUUCAACGUGCUCCUACACCGAGUAUUCGACGUCGUUCUUCUUCUAUUCAUCCUGGUGCUUUAAAAUGUUCUGAUUUACCUGCAGGUGAUCCUCCUGUUGAACAUUGCAAAGUAGGGUGGCAAGAGGUACAAUGGCAAGAUAUUCAAGUGGGUGAUUAUGUCAUGAUUAGAAACAAUGAAGAUAUUCCGGCCGAUAUUGUCAUUUUAUCUACAUCCGAGAAAGACAAUCUGUGUUACGUCGAAACACAAAACUUGGAUGGUGAAACAAAUCUAAAGGUACGACAGGGUCUCAAGGCAACGAGUGAAUUACGUUCAGUUCAUGAUUGUGAACGUGCCUUUUUUUAUUUUGAAAGCGAACCUCCACAUGCUAAUUUGUAUCAAUAUAAUGGCGUCAUGCGUUGGGAUAUUGAGCAACCAGAUGAAGAUAAUAAUUCUGUUAGUCAUCAAAAGACAGAGGCAGUUACUUAUAAUAAUCUAUUAUUACGUGGCUGUGUAUUAAGAAAUACAAAAUGGGCAAUUGGUAUAGUUAUAUUUACUGGUAAUGAAACAAAGAUUAUGUUGAAUUCUGGUAAAACUCCUUCAAAACGUAGUAAAAUGGCAAAGGGAACAAACCCAUUUGUUAUUGCCAAUUUCGUUAUCUUGGCUAUUAUGAGUAUUGUAAGUUCAGUCAUGGCAAGCGUACAAUUUGGUGAUCUUGGUUCAGCCCAAUACUUUAAUUUUGGUAUUGAAGGAAACAGUGGCUCUUAUUUAGGUUUUAUUACAUUUUGGGUCACUUUAAUUUUAUAUCAGAAUAUUGUUCCAAUUUCAUUGUAUAUUUCAAUUGAAAUCGUUAAAACAUUUGCAGCUUAUUUCAUCUAUGCAGAUAUUGACAUGUAUCAUGAACCAACAGAUACACCUUGUAUUCCAAAGACAUGGAAUAUAUCAGAUGACCUUGGACAAAUUGAAUACAUCUUUUCUGAUAAAACGGGUACACUUACACAAAAUAUAAUGGAAGCCAGAAAAGGUACAAUUAAUGGUGUUUCAUAUGGUAUUGGAAAGACAGAGACAUCAAUAGGAGCAGAGAUCCGACGAGGUUCUAUUUAUUCCGGUAAAGAGCUGGGUGAUGAAAAUUUUCAGGACAUGGAUAUGGCACGAUACCAAAUGUAUCAAAAGCAACAAGAACUCUUUGAAAAUAAAUACGUUGGAUCUAAUCCAACAUUUAUUGAUCCAAAAUUAUUCGAUGAUUUGGGACAGCAAAAUUCCCAUUCAACAUCCAUGAUUCAUUUCUUUACAACGCUUGCACUCUGCCAUACAGCCAUUGCAGAGCGACCUGAUAAAUCAAAUCUUCAUCAGAUCGAAUAUAAGGCUCAGUCCCCCGAUGAAGCUGCGUUAGUGGCUGCAGCGCGUGAUCUAGGUUUCGUUUUCCUUGGACGUGAGGCGACUACGCUGACGGCAGAGAUCAUGGGGGUUAAAAAGAAAUUUGAACUACUGAAUGUACUAGAAUUUAAUUCCACUCGUAAACGUAUGAGUGUGAUCAUCAAGCCUCAUGAUAGUGAUAAAAUUGUCUUGCUCUGUAAGGGCGCUGACUCUGUUAUUUAUGAACGUCUCUGUUCUGAUUUUGGUGACCAACAUGAAUUACAAAACGCACAGAUGGAGUUGCAACGUAUUACAACAGAACAUCUUGAGGAAUUUGCUAAUGAAGGUUUACGUACACUUUGCUUAGCCUACCGAUUCAUUUCCUCACAAGAAUAUAAAAGAUGGAAUCGUCAAUAUCAAGAGGCAAGUGCAGCGAUUUAUAACCGUGAAGAGAAGUUAGACGCAGUUUACGAGGAGAUUGAGAAUAAUAUGUUGUUAAUGGGUGGAACGGCCAUCGAAGAUAGACUUCAGGAUGGUGUGCCCGAGACAAUUGCAGAGUUAGCACAAUCAGGUAUUAAGCUCUGGGUUCUUACGGGUGAUAAAACAGAGACAGCCAUCAACAUUGGUUUCUCCUGUAAUCUGAUUACUCUUGAUAUGGAGCUUGUGAUUGUUAGAGCAGAUGAUAGAGAAGAGACGAUCAAUCAAUUAAAGAAUGCCCUUAAAAGGAUAAAUGAAGUAGAAAAUGAUAAACGAUGUGCCCUUGUCAUUGAUGGUACCACUUUAAAAUAUGCAUUAGAGCCAAAGACAAAGGAUUUACUGUUAGAGCUUGGUAUUCGUUGUUCGAGUGUCAUCUGUUGUCGUGUCAGUCCUAAGCAAAAGGCACAGGUCGUUCGUCUGGUUAAAAAGGGUUUAAAAGUCAUGACAUUGGCUAUAGGAGAUGGUGCGAAUGAUGUAUCUAUGAUUCAAGAAGCCAAUGUAGGUAUUGGUAUCUCUGGUGUAGAAGGUAGACAAGCGGUUAUGGCCUCUGAUUAUGCAAUUGCUCAAUUCCGUUUCUUGAAAAAGUUAUUGUUGGUUCAUGGUAGAUGGUCUUAUCUUAGAACGUCUGAAAUGAUUAUGGGAUUCUUUUUUAAGAAUAUUGUAUGGACAUUUGUAUUAUUUUGGUAUCAAAUCUUUUGUCAAUUUAACGGUUCUAUGAUGUAUGAAUAUGCUCUUGUUGCACUUUACAAUCUUAUUUUUACGUCAUUACCCAUUAUAUUCUUGGGUAUUUGGGAUCAAGAUGUGAAUGCAAAGGUAUCAUUAUUUUAUCCUGAAUUAUACCGAAUGGGUCUUCGUAAUGAUAGAUUUAAGCCUUGGCGAUUCUAUUUGACAGUAUUCGAUUCCAUCUUCCAAUCCGCCGUUUGUUUCUUUUUCCCAUAUACACUCUUAUUAGAUGGCCCUAUUGAUCCUGCAGGACGUGACCAGAAUAGCAUGUAUGAAUUUGGUACGAUUGUAUCCAGUAUUGCUGUUAUCGUUGCAAACUCCUUUGUCUUGACUUCCUUGAAUAGCUUUACAUGGAUUCAACUCACUAUUAUUGGUUUAUCUAUUCUAGUCUAUUAUGCAUUUGUCUGUAUCUAUGCCCAAUUUAAUACCUUUAUCUUCUCUGGUCAUUAUGUCUUAUUUGGCACAGGAUACUAUUGGUUACUUCUUAUUCUCACCAUCGUUACCUGCUAUAUCCCUCGUAUGUCUGCUAAACAUUUUCUACAUCAAUAUUAUCCGUAUGAUAAUGAUAUCGUACGUGAGCAAGAGUUAGUGUUGCAUAAUGGUAGGUCUUCACAUCCUGGAAAUAAGACAAAUGGUAGUAGCAUGGACACGACUAUUCAACAACCAGACGAGGAUAAAAUGAAAAAGUAUAAUUAUGAUAACCAUUCAGAUGAAGCUAUUCAGGAGAUACAGUAUCCCUCUAAAAAUUCUUUGCCUAAUAUUGAAACGCAAUAA
Messenger RNA from Cokeromyces recurvatus, 4245 nucleotides. RefSeq lists its product as uncharacterized. Gene Ontology annotation, biological process: phospholipid translocation. The transcript is spliced from 5 exons. The record is from RefSeq and is a predicted model, not a curated record. Gene Ontology annotation, molecular function: ATPase-coupled intramembrane lipid carrier activity; magnesium ion binding; ATP binding. Gene Ontology annotation, cellular component: plasma membrane. NCBI's taxonomy places the organism in Eukaryota, Fungi, Mucoromycota, Mucoromycetes, Mucorales, Mucoraceae. The coding region runs from base 1 to 4245 and encodes 1414 amino acids.